Molecule: messenger RNA, 1023 nt
Organism: Trypanosoma conorhini
Lineage: Eukaryota; Euglenozoa; Kinetoplastea; Trypanosomatida; Trypanosomatidae
Product: receptor-type adenylate cyclase
Exons: 1
Coding region: 1-1023 (340 amino acids)
Source: RefSeq, a predicted model, not a curated record
AUGUCUUUGUACAGGGGAGCAGACCGAUGUGUUGGCUUUCUCCAUGUGGGAUCGCGACUUCCUAUAGCGACGCUCUGCAUUGUUGUGAUGCUGCUCCUUCUUCCGCAAGGAUCUUUUGGGCAAGGAAACUGCCCCGAAAUUAAUGUAAAAGUGUUGAUACUUGAUGUGACAAAUCUUCCAACGCCUUCGUAUUUUAAUCUAUCACUUCAGUACGGAUUUGAGGCGGCAUUAUGGUCGCGCAAUUAUAUUGUUGCAGACUCUGUGCGCGUGACGCUAAUCAAGAAGGCGAGUACGAUGGAGUCGGCUGGUACUGCUGUUGAAGAUGCCUUGAAGGCUGAUUCUGAUAUUCUUCUUCUUUUUGGUAGCAUUGGUGAUACGGUGUUGAGCAACUAUUUGUCUGUAACUAUGCAGCUAAACCUUAUUUCGUUUGCCCCGUUCGUAGGGUCGUCUGCGGCAGAUGGGUGGAACCCGUAUCUAUACUUUGUGCGCGCUGGUGCUAAGGCCGAGCUGCUGGCACUUCUCAGCUACGCCGUGGCUGAGCUGCGGGUGCUUCGGCUGGGAUUCAUGUACCUGCAGGGUGUUAAUUUUGGUGAAGAGGAGUAUGAGCAGGCACAACGUGUGAUGUCGGCGAUGGGCUACGAGUUCUGCGGCGUCUUCACCGUGAAGAGCUCCUCGACUGGUGGCGCUGACAACAAGGAGUUCGAGGAUGCGUGGGAGCGGUUUGCUGCGACUCGGCCGCAGGCAGUGAUUGUGUUUGGCUCGCCUUAUCAGGACACCUUGAAAUUCCUUAUGAAGAUGCUGACGGACGUGCGCACCGCUGGCGCGUACUUGCUUGCUCCUUCUGCGGUGCAGGACGCCGUUUUGGGAGUGUGGAGUGCUGCCGUGGCUGGUGGUGUCAAGUUCGUGCCCGGGCAGGUGAUCACGACUGGGGACGAACCCGCUGGCGAAGGACACACAAUACGCGGCAAUCCAGCGCUUCCAGGUGGAGAUGAAAGAUUACCUGGCGAAAGUUGUGCCGGCUAG